UCGCUCUACUAGCCCUGGCUUCUCCGUGUGGUCCCAGCCAACGCUGUCGGCCCUGUCGCUCGUGAAAGACCGUCUUCCUCCCCCCAAGAUGCCCUCUUUCCAGCUGGGCCCGGUCUCCGCUCGAGUCCGGGUUUCCACGCUUUCUUCGACAGCUUUCGGGCGGUGUCCGACUUCCACGCGCUUCACCAGACUCGAAAUCCCGUUCUCUGCGUCGACACGGGCGCCCCCAGCCCACCAAAUGUUUGGCCGACGCUUCUUUUCCAACCACAUGCCAAAGCGGCCCAGGAUGCAGUGGCACCCCAUACCCAUUGGCCUGGGCAUCGGCCUUCUAGGUGUCAUGCAGUUCUACAAAGUCUACACGAGAGACCGGGACGAAAAACGCCAGGCUGCCGUCGAAGGCUCCGAGCCUGGCCAAGCCGGCAAGCCCAAGAAGCGGCGCCGCAUCCGGCCGGACGGCCCUUGGCAGGUUCAGGUCAUGUCGACUCUUCCUCUCAAGGCCAUGUCCCGUCUUUGGGGCAAGUUCAACGAAUUGACCAUCCCCUACUAUCUCAGAGCUCCCGGUUUCCGUCUAUAUGCAUACUUCUUUGGUGUCAAUCUCGAUGAAGUCGAAGAACAAGACCUCCACAAGUUCCCCAACCUCGCCGCUUUCUUCUACCGCACUCUCAAGCCCGGUGUCCGCCCCGUGGAUCCCAACCACAAUGCCCUGGUUUCGCCGUCCGAUGGUCGAAUACUCCAGUUUGGGCGAAUAGAAGGAGGCGAUAUCGAACAGGUCAAGGGUAUGACUUAUACUAUCGAUGCGCUCCUCGGCCAGAACUCUCCAACUCCCAGCAUCUCCGGUACGACGCUCCUCGACGAAAGCACCAAGGCGAAAUCGGUCAAUGGAGACUUUGAGGGCGACGAGGAAUUGGUCAAGAAGGACGAAGAAUUUGCCCGCGUCAACGGUAUCUCUUACACUCUCCCGGAUCUUCUCUCUGGUUCCAAGAAGCAUGACAAGCUGUUCAAGCCCAAGGAUGAGUCUGUCACCCCUUCCAAGACUUCCGAGACUGAGGUGAGCGCCGAGCUUGCGCUUGGUGAGAAGCCCUGGUACGAUGUUCUCUCGGGUGGCGAGCGCCACACUCUCUACUAUGCUGUCAUCUAUCUGGCUCCUGGCGACUAUCAUCGGUUCCACUCCCCCACGGAGUGGGUUGUCGAGCGCAGACGUCACUUUGCCGGCGAGCUCUUCAGCGUGUCCCCUUACCUACAGCGCACCCUCCCUGGUCUCUUCACCCUGAACGAGCGUGUCGUCCUCCUCGGCAGAUGGCGUUGGGGCUUCUUCGGCUACGUCCCUGUCGGUGCGACCAAUGUCGGCUCUAUCAAGAUCAACUUCGAUCGCGAACUUCGGACCAACAGCUUGACGACCGAUACCGCUGCUGAUCGGGCUGCGGAGCUUGCGGCGGCCAAGGGCGAGCCUUACCUGGGAUAUGCUGAGGCCACCUACGAAGCUGCCAGCCCGGUCCUGAAGGGUCAUGCUUUGCGCAGAGGUGAGGAGAUGGGUGGCUUCCAGCUUGGCAGCACCAUCGUUCUUGUCUUUGAGGCGCCCGUUGCCGAGCACGACGAGUCCGGCAAGGUCAUCAAGGGAUGGACCUGGGACGUCGAGAAGGGGCGGAAGAUCAAGAUGGGACAGACCUUGGGUCAUGUUGCGCUCUAAUUUGAGCACAUGAAAGAAACCUUGGCACAGUGGGAGGCGUUUGAAGGGACGGAAUGAUUGAAAACUAGACAAGACUAAGGUGGUGUAUUCGGGUUUCGGAUCUCUUCAUGUAUCCUUUGACUUUAUGCUCUUUAUAUGAUACCCCUUCCCGGGUAGCAAUAUCUACGUUGCACUCUGUUUCUCAUUUUCUUUUCAUAGGUAUAUAUCUUUCAAGAUUGAAAGCAUCAAAAAAGUUUUCAUAGCAUGUGGUUGGGAUCUGAAAAGGGCAGAUGGAUGGACGGGCGCUUGUACAUAGCUGGGAAAACGAAAUAUCUGUACCAAAC
Molecule: messenger RNA, 2010 nt
Organism: Neurospora tetrasperma FGSC 2508
Lineage: Eukaryota; Fungi; Ascomycota; Sordariomycetes; Sordariales; Sordariaceae
Exons: 3
Coding region: 89-1687 (532 amino acids)
Biological process (GO): phosphatidylethanolamine biosynthetic process
Cellular component (GO): mitochondrion
Molecular function (GO): phosphatidylserine decarboxylase activity
Source: RefSeq, a predicted model, not a curated record